UUUCUGAGUUUGAUAGACAACAAUGGGUUCCUGGUGUUUUGAACGGGUUGAUGGGUCGCUCUACGUUAUGAUAGAUGGAGAAGAACGUGGUGAGGUCAAGUCGUUGAAGAUUGGCAAGAAGUUGACUACAAUCAAGAUAAUCUUGGCAAGUAAGCAAGAGUUAUCCUUGGGUGUAGACCUGUUUGAUGAUGAAGGCUCAGAGGUUUGCAGAAGUAUGACACCUUUGAAGAAGAGUAAAGUUGAGCCAUUCUGUGUGUCUAGAACAAAGUUUGUGGAGCGUUGGAGUAAAUACGUGUCUAAUUCGCCUGUGGACAAUGAUUCAGGGGAAGAUCUGUCUAGUAGUGGAAUAGAGUCAGAAGAUGAUAGAAGAUAUAGCAGCUCUGGUCAUCAGUCUAGCAGCACAGACUCUGAUGGUGUUUCAGUUAUGGAAUGUGCUAGUCGUUCAGAGAAGAAGGAAGAAAAUGGUGUUGCAGGACUUCAAGACAAGAUAUUGAGGGAGAGCUUCCUAGGUACAUUUGAUGUGCAUGUUAACAAUCUGACAGCACCACACCCAUCCAGAGCUACAAGAAUGCUACAUCAUGAUCAUGUAGGAUCCCUCACAGAGUCAUUCCAGGAUCAGGACUGUGGGCAACUUGUUAUACUGAUUGGUAUGUUGACGUCUGAUCAAGUACAAACAGACAGUUUGGCAGAAGAAGACACAGCCACCGUUGAAGUUUUAGGGGGCAACCACACCCGUCAGGCCUUGCAGUCCUUGUUCCUGAAAGGGUUGUUGACAAGCCACACAGUCAAGGUAAACUUGUAUAAGCCCUUGCCAUUGACAGCAGCACUUGCCAUCGGCUAUCAGCACAAUGCCUUACUACAUGAAAGGAAAAGACCCCUGAACUUCAUGGACAAAGUUCGUCUAAUGAGGCAGUGCAGACCAGCAGUUCAGAUGUCCAAAAGUCAACUGAAUGAGUGGAAGGACAUGUUGGUUACCGUCUUUCGUGCCAAGGUAAUAUUUCAUUCUUUUUUUGCAAUGUUAUAUAAAUUUUCUAUCUUUUUUUUUAAACUCAUCUGAACCAAAGUCUUACGUUAGCCAAUGGGAUGAUGCUGCAUCCAUCGUUUGUCAUCCAGUGUUAACUUGCUGCAGAAUUUUCAAUUUAGUUGGAUUGAUACUCAGUUAUGGGCAAUUUCAUGUUUUUUUCCAGAUUGGAAAUAAGUUGCUGUAUAAACAAAUAUAUAUCCUUGUUUCAUAAAUUACAUUUUAUCAUGAUAUUUUCAACUUCAAUAUGUUGUAAAUAUGUGCCUCAAAAUGUAUGCAACGUUUGAGUACAUUUUACCAUGCAGCAAUUUUUAAAUCUUCAAAAUUGUACCUUUGUUCACAUGUUUUUAGCUGGACUAUACGAAGUUUAUGGAGAGCUA
Messenger RNA from Mercenaria mercenaria, 1401 nucleotides. RefSeq lists its product as uncharacterized. The coding region runs from base 23 to 1057 and encodes 344 amino acids. The record is from RefSeq and is a predicted model, not a curated record. The transcript is spliced from 7 exons. NCBI's taxonomy places the organism in Eukaryota, Metazoa, Mollusca, Bivalvia, Venerida, Veneridae.